Podospora bellae-mahoneyi is the source of this 1459-nucleotide messenger RNA. RefSeq lists its product as uncharacterized. The record is from RefSeq and is a predicted model, not a curated record. The coding region runs from base 1 to 921 and encodes 306 amino acids. The transcript has 2 exons. Lineage: Eukaryota; Fungi; Ascomycota; Sordariomycetes; Sordariales; Podosporaceae.
AUGUCAUUCGCACCCCCACCUUACCUCCCGCCCCCACCAAAAGACAACCCUCCCACCAUCUCCCACGGUGCCCUCCCAACCGAAGAACCUCCAGCCUACUCCCAGCUAGAAUCAACAACCCUCGACCCGAACGACCCAAUGCCCCCAGCCACCUUUUCCGUCCACGGCCGCUUCAUCUACGCCUCCCCCUCCCCCUCCACACCCCCGAGCUCAGACCCCUCCUACCAAACCGAUUACCCCAUCCUGACACCCACACAUGGUUCUCGAACAGUCGACUUUCAGCGCGUGCAGUACAGGUACCGAGCCUCCAACGCCACCGGCAGGCCCGUCAUCUCCCACCGCGGCAAAGACCUCUACACCCUGUCCCACCACCUGCCCAUCCUGGGGAUGCCCUUCCAGGCUAUGGCCGUUCCCAAGAGUCGAAAGACGCUUGGAGAGGUGCAUAUUGCCAAGUCGCCUGCUUUCCACACGGGGUACCGCGCGAAUAGGGUAUUGCCUGAUCAUGAGGUUGCCAGGUUGGAGAGGAAGGGGGAGAAGGUGCCGAGGGAGUAUCACUUUCAGAUCAAGGAGGGGGGGGCUGAGAGAUGGGUGUGGAAAGAUUCGAAUGGAAGGGCGGUGGCCUUUCAGUGGAGGGGGCAAAGAAGUGAGUUUGGCGGUGGUGAUGGUCAGCCGGGGAGUAGUCGGGAUCCGGAUGGGGGGGUUGGUGAUGGGGGGGGAUGGGGGGUCCCCAAGCUCCAGGUUCUGGUGGAGUUAGACAGGAGGACGCUGGAUAGUUUGGUGGCGGUGUGGUGUCUCUGGGCGAUGCAUUUGCAUCAUGAGGCUACGGCGCCCAAAAAGACCUGGGAAGAUCGAUUGACCUUGAUGGCGAGGAAGAGACCGGAGGGUACGCCACAGGGGGGCUUUUAUACUAUGAAGUUUUAAUGGUUGGAUGCAUGGAAGUACAGGGGUUGCGUGGAGAAAGAUGGUCGUGGUUGGAAACAAAUGAUACCCUGGACGAUGAUCAAAUUGAAUGAAGAACCGAUGUUGUUCUCUCACAUAAUGAUAGACUCAAGAAGCAGUGUGUUUAAUUUGAAUCUGCCCCCAUGUCGCAUAAAAAGCCACUGGCUGCUCUGCCGUAUUCCUCGACAACAUCGUAGUUCCAAAUCCUCUCAAACUUGGCAGAUAUCUCUUCCCCAAACUUGACCUUGUCGUUGCCGACUCUUUGAUCCUGCCACUGAAAAAGAUCCACGGCCUCUCGAGUCGCCUGAACAACCCACUGGGUCCUGUCGAAGCGGGCAUCGUUGUAUCCUUUCAGUGCAGCCUCCACAGUUGCACGCUCGUCUUUGGCUGAAGUAGACCCCGUCCCCAGCUUGUCGUUGAGAUGGCUCAAUAAUGUGGCCAAGAAGUAUGCAUCUUCUAUCCCAAGCCCUCCCCCAGCACCAAGAUGAGGGCCAGUGGCAUGCGCCGCAUCACCAGCAAG